AUGAGCAAAUUUCGACCAUCCGCAGCGUGGAAGCCGGCUCGGACGAAUACUCGAUCCUCGAUCAGAGGCCGUAUAGGUCCUCCAAUUCCCAUACAAGACGACGACGAGUUCCCCAUCAGGACCCGCGGCGCAGGAAUAGCUACCCCCCUGGGAGCUGACGGCACAGAACAGCAGAUGCGGCUGAGAUCCUCGACCGGUACCGAACUUGAUAUCACAGCGGAACAAUCAGAGAUCGCCGGAGGGGACAUAGUAGAUCCUCCCCAGUCUGAUACGAUGCCUUCGGAACCACUAAGGGAAGCACCAUCACCACCGUCGCCACCGCGAGCGAUAAAUAAUGGAGCCACCGCAAUGCGGAAUUCGGUGACAAGUGUGCCUUCGAAGAAGUCGAGUGUGGGAUCUCCGCAACGGAAGAAGUCGACAUUAAAAUCGGUUUUUGGGCGGCUUUUUGGGAAGAAGAGGAAGGGGAGCAGCACAUCAUCUGGCGAGCGAGAACGAAGCCCAAGUGUUCGUGCAGGUCACCAUCGCAGCGAUCCACCCGCUCUAAGUAAACUGCCGACCAACGGAGGUGGUUCUCAGAAGCGCUCGGCCUCCCUACCCAUCAAUGAGUAUAGCCGAGCCUUGCGGUCUCAUUCGAUUAUCGCGGACUCAGAGGGCUUGCCUCAGGAGAGCACACCACAGUCGAAUCGGGAGUCAAUACAAGCUGAUGGGCAGUCACGGCCUCGCAGGGCUACAACACCAAGCAGACUAUGGGCGCCGCCUAAAAUACCUGGGUAUGAAAAUUGGACUGGUCUCUCACCAAGGCCUGCGAGCAGUCAGGCUCGCGGUAGUAAAGUAAUGUCUAGUGUUGAGGAUGAUGCCAAUAUUGGCAUGGCUGUCACAAGCGGCAGCCAUCCGAAUAGGCGCUCCCGAAGUCUUGGUGAACUCAGAGCUACCUCGUCUGGGACUGGGGCUCCAAGACGUAGAAGUGACGAAAUAAGGUACUGGAGAGAAAGCUAUGACCCAGGAAUCCUUUCGCCGAUGUCAUCAAAUAGACCCGAAGGGGAAGAUCCUAUUCUUCUAUCGGAUGAGGCGGACUAUGAGGCCACAGAGCCAGAGGAUCAACCUCAACCCUUCAAUUUUGGGCCGCUUGGGGAGAUGGCUGGAAUGAAAAUCACUCAAGCCGCAAGUCUUGAAACUCGAGUUCGGCAAUUAGAAUCCCAGGUGCACAAGAUGGAUAGGGCGGUAAGACGAAUAUAUCGCGGCCAGUCUGCAGAUGCCCUUCAGCUCAAUGACCCACCUAAGAGGCCGUUCAACGAAUUCUCAAGUUCCUCCUUUGCUCGGCCAACAACUGGUGCGUCCGAGGUGUCGUUGCCAAAGCACGCGGGGCGUCAGGAACCUCAACAGCAUACUCUGGAAGCCGGAGCACGUGGAAACCGGCAGCGAACGUCUUCCUUUGAUAGCAGCCGUCCCACAACAGUCAACACCAACACCUCACGCGAUCCCUCCCUUGAAACUUUUCCUCUGUCAACUUUACCAACUUCUAAUGCACUCCUCCGCACAUCACAGAGCACUGCACGUCCACUCUCUACCUCAGCCACAAUCCGUGGUCUACCUUCUGAUUCACCUACAAUGCCCAAAGAUGGCAGUUUUACAGCAGAACAUUUUACUUAUCUUACCAACCUGAUAUUAGCCGAGCAAAGUGCUCGACAGCAGCUUGAAGUCUUAGUACAUAAUCUCCAGGAGCAGCUCCACGCCAUACGCUCUCCGGUUUCAAAUCACACCGCAGUAGUACGCAUAACCGAACCUACUAUGCCAACCGAUACCUAUUCCUCAUUCGAACAUGAUAGCAGCGAUGACGAAGCACAAUAUGGGGCCGAGGAGAUAUUCCAAACUCCUGCUGAGGAGAGAGGGCCUUUUGGAGACGAUACUUUCGGCGAUGUAAUGGGCGCGUCUGGACCGCCGAAAACCGCACCACGGACUAUGAGUCUAAGCCAGAUGACACUUGGAAAAGGAGCGCAGCUCGUGUGA
Messenger RNA from Venustampulla echinocandica, 2007 nucleotides. RefSeq lists its product as uncharacterized. The coding region runs from base 1 to 2007 and encodes 668 amino acids. The transcript is spliced from 2 exons. NCBI's taxonomy places the organism in Eukaryota, Fungi, Ascomycota, Leotiomycetes, Helotiales, Pleuroascaceae. The record is from RefSeq and is a predicted model, not a curated record.